GUGCGGCGUUCCUCACUGCCGUCGCAUCUGCCCCAAUCGUCCCUCCAUUCCUCCUUGCACGUUCUGCACUGCACGGCGGCGUUUCAACCACGGCGCCUGCCGCACAGGCCAAGCCCUUGGUGUGGAAAGGGAGAACAGUCUAUAAGUACGUGACAAAAUUGCGUCCCACUAGACUCGAGGGGAAGGUGGUUGGUGACAAAGGUGCUUCAGGAAAAUAUGUCACAAAGAUAGUGAG
Molecule: messenger RNA, 235 nt
Organism: Closterium sp. Naga37s-1
Lineage: Eukaryota; Viridiplantae; Streptophyta; Zygnematophyceae; Desmidiales; Closteriaceae
Source: the annotation of a GenBank genome assembly